Messenger RNA from Asterias rubens (European starfish), 969 nucleotides. RefSeq names its product ubiquitin carboxyl-terminal hydrolase 37-like. The coding region runs from base 11 to 514 and encodes 167 amino acids. The transcript is spliced from 3 exons. NCBI's taxonomy places the organism in Eukaryota, Metazoa, Echinodermata, Asteroidea, Forcipulatida, Asteriidae. The record is from RefSeq and is a predicted model, not a curated record. Gene Ontology annotation, molecular function: cysteine-type deubiquitinase activity. Gene Ontology annotation, biological process: protein deubiquitination.
GUGUGUCUUCAUGCUCUUGAGGCCAUUUUUGACUGAUGACACGGCCUUAGCUCAAUUGCUAUGCGCCAAGCAGAGCAAUCACUCAGCGGAGAGCAUUGGGGUGUAUCUACGUAAAGUGAAGCAAGCUAUCUCCACAACGGCAGCUCGAUUCUCUGGAUUUAUGCAACACGAUGCGCAAGAGUUUCUCUGUCAGUGCCUGGAUCAACUCAAAGACGACACCGAAAGGGCCAACAAGAGGGCGCUAAACUCCCCCUUGGACGAGACCCCAGGGACGAAUGAUGAUAAAAUUAAACUGAGGUUUCGCUAUCCGCACGACUGCCCGAUUGUCAAGAACUUUGAAUUUGAAGUCAUGCACUCGACGAUCUCUCGCUGGACAUGCCCAGAAGGAGGUUUGGCAAUUAUUUUUUCUCUCUUGAGAAUACUCUUUUUUUUUUUUUUACUUUUGGCUCUGGCUCAACAAAGUUCUAAAAUAUUUUUUCCGUUUUGUUUUCCUCCCCGUUUUGUGGCCACAUAACAUUCAGUUGGGAGGGUUCUGAUUUUAUGCUAUGAUAUUAUUCUAGAACUCUUGUAUAUAAGAUACUCUCGUAUCUUGUAUAUAAACCUUUAUUUUAUUCCUGAGACGAUGUGAUUUGUUGGGCUGCUUCUAGUGCGGGUGUUGUGCUGACAUUUGUUUCCUUUAGUCUUUAAGUGACUGUUUUAUUGUGUCCUGUAUUGUGCAUUGUAUUUUUAUAAUUGUGUGCUAUGUUACUGGAGUGUUAAAAACAGUACAGGAGAUCUUGUUAAUGUCAUAAUGUAUUCCCUAAUUUUGAACGAUAUAUUGUGUAUUUUGAAUAUCUUUUUAAGCACGAGAUCCAAGGCAAUAUCUAUUGUAAUCUGUACAUGUAUUGAGAAUGUUCUCCUUUUUGGAUUACUUUCGGCUCUUCCUCAAAGUUCUCAAAUGUCAGAAUUUUUUUCCCCACAUACAAGGUA